GGUCACCCCUUGAUUGCUGGUCACCUCGACCUUUGUCUUUGUGUGUCUCUGCUUCCCGACUUCGUCAAGGAGAACCCAGUUGCCAAGACUGCAGCCCUUCUAUUGAACGAGACCAGGGUGACGGACAUUGUCGAAGACCUGAUCCACAAACAAUCCUCCAAGAAACAAUGCAAAUAUCCUGUCCAUGCCAAGGGUAUAUGCAGCACCUCUGAUGUCUGCCGAUUCGAGUGCCAGGACGGCUACACCGCAUUCACCCCUUCCGGCUCCUCUUCCCCGACUUCUUGCACAUGCGCUGCUCCCAACACGGAAUGCAACGGCAAGUGCGGCCUCUUCCCCAAUGGCUGCGGCUCUCAGGCUGCACACAAGAAGAGGACCACGCCCAAAUGCGACGCCGACAAGCGCCUUUGCGGCGUUCCCGGCGGAAGCAACGGUAAAGGAUGGGAAUGUGUCGAUACCAAAUCCGACUUGGAAUCAUGCGGUGGCUGUAUGGUCCCUUCUCCGUUCUCUCUCAAUGUAACCAUGGGCGUCGACUGUUCCGCCAUUCCCAAUGUUUCCUACGUCUCUUGCAACGUCGGGAAAUGCCAAGUCAAGUCUUGCAAUGACGGCUUUGUACCCUCCCCCACAGGCGAUUCUUGUGUC
Gloeophyllum trabeum ATCC 11539 is the source of this 639-nucleotide messenger RNA. RefSeq lists its product as uncharacterized. The transcript is spliced from 3 exons. The record is from RefSeq and is a predicted model, not a curated record. The annotation marks the transcript as partial. NCBI's taxonomy places the organism in Eukaryota, Fungi, Basidiomycota, Agaricomycetes, Gloeophyllales, Gloeophyllaceae.